Jatropha curcas is the source of this 2116-nucleotide messenger RNA. Lineage: Eukaryota; Viridiplantae; Streptophyta; Magnoliopsida; Malpighiales; Euphorbiaceae. The record is from RefSeq and is a predicted model, not a curated record.
UAUAGAAGAGAAAAAUAAAAAACUAAAAAUAAAGACGUUAGCCACUACUGAUAUUAAUAUCGCCAACAAACAAGAAACACAAAAAUCAUACAAAAUCCAACAACGGUUUUCAUACAUCACCACCACCAUCACAGCCGCCACCUACACCGCCGGAAGCUGAAAUCAUCACCACCAGUCCACCAUCACCAUGGGUGCUACAGAACGUGAGCUAGAGAGAGAAAAUGAAAGAAAAGUGGAAGAAGAAGAAGAACAAGAAGAAGAAGAAGAAAGAGAAGGAGAAGAAGAAGAAGAAGAGGAAGGAGAUGAAAGGAAAGAAGGGAUAGAAGGAGAGAGAGACUUAGAAAAAGGAGAGAUGGGUUUUAAAGAAAAGGUGAUAGAGAGCAAUGUAAUUAAUGAUCAAGAUCAAGGAAAUUUUCAUAUGUCAAUGUUGCAAAGAUUAAACCCAUCAAACCCUUUAAGAAUUGUUAUUAAUAGUUCUUCUAGAGUUGCUACUCCUUCUCCUUCCCAAGCUCCUCUGCCUCGCUCUACACCAACCCCACAACCAUCAAUAACGACACUUAAUUCAAGAAAGUAUACAAACAGAAUAUCUCUGUUUCUGUUUGUCCUGCAUAUGGUUUUAGCUAUUGGACUAGUGUGUUUUCUUAUAUUCAAGGGAAUUCAAGGACUUAUAGAAGCAUCAGAUACUGUUAAAAGAAAGGAGAAAAGGAUAUUGAAGUAUUUCCUUCCUCAAGUUGAAGUUGCAUCGCUAUUAAGCAUUACUCUUGCUUUUGCAUGGCAAAAGGCCGUCAGGGUAUGGCCUCGAUUCAUGAUUCAUUUCAUAUUAUGGAGUUCUUUCUUCAUAUCACUUUCUGCCGGAAUUCUGCUAAUUUGCUUCCAAAGGGCUCCUACUGAUGGUGUUGGAGUUUGUCUUAUUGCCUUUGCAAUGGGAAAUGGUUUAUAUGCUUGUUGGGUUAGUCAAAGACUUAAAUUUUAUUCUAAAAUUUUGGUCAAGUCACUUGAACCUGUUCCAAAAUUUGGUGAUUUGAAUCAACCCACUUAUUGGAUGCUUAGUGUUGGGUUCUUGUGGAUGUCUUUGUGGAUUUUAGCUGUAAUUGGAGCCUUGAAUUUCUAUUUUCCUCCUUUGACUAUCAUUGCAUUAGUAUUAAGCUUGGCUUGGAUUACAGAGGUUAUGAGGAAUGUGGUUAAUUUGACAGUCAGUAGAGUAAUCUCUCUGUAUUAUCUUAGAGGAAUGCAAUCUAGUACUCAAUUUUGUUUUCAAAGAGCUACGACUAUAAAUCUUGGAAGUGCUUGUCUGGGGUCUCUAUUUGUGCCAGCAAUUGAAGCGCUGAGAAUUGUUGCCCGAGGUUUGAAUUUGCUCGAGGGAGAGGAUGAGUUCAUGUUUUCUUGUGCUCAUUGCUGUCUUGGAGUCAUGAACUCCAUUUUCAGAUUUGGCAAUGGCUGGGCCUAUGUACAGAUAGCCGCAUACGGAAAAAGCUUUGUGCAAGCAUCACAGGAUACUUGGGCACUCUUCGAGAGGCAAGAUAUGGAAAGGAUUGUAGAUUCUGAUAUUACAAGCUCAAUUUGCUUUCUUACAGGAGUAUGCAGUGGCUCCAUUUGUGUUAUUGUAGUUGCUGCUUGGACUCAUGAAUCAUAUCAACCUUUCACAGCCACAGUUUCCCUUCUGGCUUUUUUCAUUGGAUACCUAAUGGUUGAAUUGCCUAUGGCAUUGCCCCAUGAAUGUGUGAGCUGCUACUAUGUCUUGUUAUGCAGAAAAAAUGUUUGUUAUGCAGAAAAUCCUGACAACAGAUUAUUCGAUAAAACAAUCAAAGAACGCCAAGAAUUGAUAAAAUCUGGCCGCGAUGUGGUGGUUCCGACGCCUAGAGUACCCCGGCGGUUUGCAUCAUAGUUCAUAAGCCAAGGCAAGAUUUUUCCAUGAAAAUGUACAGAAGCAAAUUAAAAUUUGUGGUCACAGAUUGUCAAAAAUGUACUAUUACUAUAGUCCCUUUCCAUUCGGGGUCCAGUAAUUCAGAAUUCAAGCUAAUCAAGCUAGAGAUGAGACAAUUUAACAUUAUCAUAUUUGCAUAUUCAUUUUAGGAUAUUCCUUAUUCCUUGAUUAAAGAGUUCCUCCAUUAUUUUA